Molecule: messenger RNA, 4428 nt
Organism: Prorocentrum cordatum
Lineage: Eukaryota; Dinophyceae; Prorocentrales; Prorocentraceae
Source: the annotation of a GenBank genome assembly
AUGUCGGCGUACGACGACAGCAACGUUGCCGACUGGCUGCUGGCGUUCAAGAUCCAGAACGGCUUCCUGGAGGAGGUGAAGAACAACGGUAUGCGGGAGACUCGCUCAGACCCAGGCGAUAUGUUCUACCCCGAACCUUCGCUUCACGGCCACACCGCGGGGCAGACGGUCUAUUGGGCCACCAGGGACGCCGCCUACGGCAUGAAAGGCACCGUCGUCCGUGGGAGCAGCCGCUUCAACGAGGCUUCGUUGUUGGUAUCGUUCAAGGGCGAGAACUACCACGUCAAGCUGGACGCCUUGUCCACGCGCCGCCAAGUGAGAGGCCCCUUUCGGGGGGGUCGGGCGGCCGGCUCGCCAGUCGCGGAGGCCAGCGAUGGCGGGGAAGUUUCCUGGCCGCGGCUCCACGGCUACGCCGUCGGGACAACUGUAUUCUGGAACGUCAAGAAGCGCCAGCUGCUUGGGCCCCGGAAAGGUGAUUCCAUGCACGGCAUGAAGGGCGUAGUCGUCGGCGAGAGCGACGAGUUCACGGAACCGUCCCUGCUCGUGGCGUUCAAAGGCAGGGACUUCCACGUCAAAGUAAACGCCAUAUCCAGAAGGCGCCCAAAGAAAAGCCCCCGUGCGACGUCACCCUUCGAAGUUGCCGACGCCAGCAAUACUGCAACCGCUGACUGGUACGAGGAGAGCGACGACGCCUCGCCGCAGGUUGUCGGCGUCGGUGACGCACCCAGUGCUGCUCAAAGAGGGCGACGUGCGGCGGCGGGCACUGGGCUGCCUCACAUCACGAUCGGCACGCGGCUGCUCUUCGUGGCACUGCUCGACGCUGUAUGUGGGCCCAUUAGCAUGCGCAAGGCGCCGUUCGCAAAUGUGUGUCUCAAAAAGAGCUUACGAAACCUUGGAUACAAAGUUGCGAUUGAUGAGGACCUGCCCUACUAUGCUCUGCGCGACGGCAACCGCUUCCUCGAGCCGCUCGGGAAGGCAUUAAAGUACGUCCAAGAUCCCCGCCCCGAUGCGCUCCCAAUGAAGUACGUGGUGCACGUACGCGGCUAUCAUUUCAUAGCUGUGAAAACGUUCGAGGAUGGGUAUGAUGUUAUCGACGACAAGGAGUUGCUCCAGUUUGACGAGAAAAUUGGCGCCCUCGUUGAAGCAUUGGGACCUGAUGCGACCUGGUAUGCCGUCACCGACGCCUCCGAGGUUUCCGAAGGCACAGACGAGUCGGAGCCACAUCCACGGGAUUCGGGGGGGAGUUCUCGUUGCUCCAGCGACGCGGGCCUGUGGCCCAACGGUGCCGCGAGUGCUUCUGAUCGCACGGAAGAAUCGGUAACGGAAGGGAUGAUGUUCGAUCAGCAGGCGUUUGGCGCUUAUUUGCGGCGUCUCGACGACGAGGGCGAUGCGUCCGACGCUGACCAGAGUUCGUCUGCUCCGGAUGACGCUGACUCAGAGUCCACCGACGCCCCAGUGCGUUCCGAUGGCACAGAGAGGUCGGAUGCCGAUUCACUGGGCGACCCGCAUCGGGGGGAGCCGCAACUGCGGCAUCCGCGGCCCGUCCGUUGCGGCGAUCUGGAAGACGUCGACAGAUGGGGCGGCAUGGACUCAGGGGAAUUGUAUCCCGACGACGCCAAGCGACGCAUUCUGGAAAAAUGGGAGCCUGCGAAGUACAGGCGCCUUCAGGGAUUACCAGGGCCAGCAUUGCAGGCGGAAGUCGAGCCCGACGGGGGCGACGUGAGAGAAGCAGCGAAGAGAAUCGUCGCCAAAACAGACGAACUGCUACAAGCAUGGGACCCCCAGCCCGCUGGCGCCGAAUAUUACUGCAUGAGACUUCUGACUAUGUGCGCCGCGGAGACAUCGCAUUGGAACGCGAACAACGACCUCCUCGUCGCCCGCAUCGCCGCCCUGAUCUUGGCCGACGUCGUCGCCCACACGGACGGCGUGAACAUUUGCAAGCAGGGCUCGUUCGGUCGGUCCGAGGAGAUCCCGACGACUCAUAUGUACAGAGUCGAAUCGGUCCUUUCAAUGACACAAAUGAUGCUCGUAAAACUCAUGAAGGCAAACGCCUUGCGCAACGUUGAUACCGUGUUCCAGUUUUUAGAGAGCGACGUGGGGACUUGGGCGUCUGGGGACCCCGUAUGCUCUAUCGAUUUACAAGGCAAGAAAGAUGGCGUGGCUGCGUGGGCGCACGACGCGUGCAAGGGGCUCAGAGACAUCGUCGGCCGAUUUACAGGCAAGAUGCAGUCUGAGAGGCUCGUUGAGCUGCUCGGUUCCUGGACCCACGUGCCCAAGCCAGAGGCGCCGUUCGUUUCGGUUGCUUUUGAGGAUUGCGCCAUCAAGAUCGACGACGGCGCCUCGAGCGCUGCCGAGAGGAUCGUCCAGAUUCCGAAGAAGAGAGAAAACCUAUGCUACUUCGGCAUCCCAAUGCAGAUUGUCCCCGCCCCGCCGCAAAGCGUCGUUGAACGGCUAGCGCUCUUCCUGGCAACUUCUUUUGCGGGCGGCGAGGCAGGCCGCGAGAUGGAUCUCGCCAUGGAGGCGCUUGCGUGGAUGGGGCUCCCAACUCCUCCUGUCAUGGUCACGCUGACGGGAAACGGGGGCAAUUCGAAGUCGGCGAGAACAGCGUUGCGGAACAGCGUGUUCGGCGGGCAUCACGCCGUCUUGGCAGCUGACGUCUUCCAGGAACCGCGGGAGUUCAGGCAGCAGGGCGGGCAGUUCGCGUUCGCCAAGUGUCUCGCCGUCCAAGAAUGCGCGGCUGGCAUUGCUUUAUUAGAAGAGGUCUGGAACAAGUUCGCAUCCGGGGAAUUUAUGGCGCGCAGGCCUCUGUUCGGCGAAACCACGCAAUACUAUAGAUGGUUGACGUGCGCCAAGUUCUGGGAGACGAACAGACAAUUCCCACGUAUUAACGGCGAUUAUAAAAGAUUUCAUGAGCUACGCUCCAUUUGGCGGCGUUUGAGGGUCGUGCUAUUGAAAUCUGCAUUCACUAGCAACCCUGGCUCGAUCGACGUCGACGAGGCUGUGUUUCGUGAAGAUGCAGACUUGAUGGCGUUUUUGGAGGGCGACCAGACCCGCCUCGCUUACAUCAAGUUCUUCCUGUGGCCGUUCAUUCAGAAAUACACUGCCAGCCGAUGCCGCCAGGUGCUCUUGGACCCAGAUCAGUCGAUUGUCGAAGAAACCCGAAGGGUCGUCGCUCAGAUGGCAAACGGCGGCCUCGAGGUACCAGCUGAGUUCAUCACAGAGGCCGAAGACAGGGCGCAACUUGAUGCAGCCAGAGGGAUCGUCGAAGCUGAUCAUAGAGAUGCAGCGGGCAAGGCGACGCUGAAGCUGUACCAAGUCAACGCGACGUGCAAGUCCGUGCCUGGCGCGUACAGACCUGGGACCAAGGGAAAAGCGACCCGACUUGACAAUCUCAUGGGCGCCAUCGAUCGGUGGCCUCACCUGAUAGAUGUAAACGAAGACACGAAGGAGCUACGGUUCCUGAAUAUCAAUUACGCGAAGUUCUCCGAGAUCAUGGGCAAGUACGACGACGGCGUGUUCGGGGGGGGCUUUCCGAAUUGGCAAUCUGUGUGGGCGUGCAAGAGCAGAUUCCCGCCGCUGGCGUCCGUCGAGCCAGAGCCAGCAGAUAACAGAGUUGUGGCGGGGGAAUCAGUUUGUGUCAUCGAAGUGGAUGGAUGGAUCAACGCGUCCCGCCUCGAGGAAGCCGCGGGCGCGGGGGCCGUGUCAACCAAGGUCGCGCAGGUCAAGCAGCUUCUCGAGGCCCACCGCCUUCGCGGCAGCAGGCGCGGCGAUUGGGGGGUGCCCAAGGUCGCCUACCACCGCAAGCAUGGAAUACCUGGCAGGUGGUACGCGGCAGGCCCUGCCAUGCAAUCUUUUUUGAGCAGAGGCGCCAAGAGCAUCGCCAUGACCACGGAGAUCGGGGCUUCGGCGGGCGGCGACAUGAUAUUCGUUGACGUAGAUAUAAAUAACUGCUUUUGCACCAUUCUCGUCAACCUCCUGAGAGAAGCCGUUGCCGACAUGGAGGAUUUCCGGAUACUCGUUAGUUUCAGCGAGAACUACAAACAGUGGCGGGCGUUCAUGAUGGAAUACUUCGACAUGCCCCCGAAGGCUGCCAAAAAAAGCUUAAUUCGGUUGGUUCACUUGGGGAAGCCAUCGCACGACAUUCCUUUCUUGUGGAACUUGUCAGUGCAAAUCCACGCAGCCGUGGACAUCGUUCUGGGCAUGGACCGUUUUGGGUACUUGGCGUCCCACUUCUCGGAGAGGCCGAAUCCCCGUGGGUCUCGCAUCCACUUUGCUUUGGCCGCGGUGGAAGAAGACAUCAUGAACGACUUGCACCUCGAGAACGUGGGUUCCAAGCACGGCGUGUCGUUCUCGACCGACAAGUUCGACAGGCUCGGCGGCGCGCCCAUUGCUUUCUCUGCAGACCUGAUAGGCAGAUUGAAAGAAUAA